AUGAGUAAAAACAUUGUUGCUUUUUCUAACGUUCUUGUUUUUCUCUUCUCUACAUCAUAUGCAACUCCUGGAAUUGGAACUUUCUACACGACUUACACUCCAUCGGCAUGUUACGGAGGUAAGCAAGAAGGAGUGUUCAUAGCUGCAGCGAGUAAUCAAUUAUGGGACAAUGGUCGAGUUUGUGGCAAAAUGUUCAGAGUGAAAUGCACCGGAGCUCGUAACGCCGUGCCUCACCCUUGCACCGGAAAAUCCGUAACGGUCAGAAUCGUCGACCAUUGUCCCAAUGGCUGUGCUUCUACGAUCGAUCUUUCCCGAGAAGCUUUUGCUCAGAUCGCUAAUCCUGUCACUGGGAUUAUUAACAUUGAUUAUACUCCGUAAUUAUUUCUCCCAUUCUUUAUCACCUCUAUAAUCUAUAUAGAAGUUCGUAUCAAGGUUUUUAUUCAUGAAGUUUUCAAGGAAAAAAAUGCUCAAGUCUAGAACGUCCUAUUAGAAAAUGUACUAGCAUCAUAAGUUUGUAAUAGCGUUUCAGUAUAUGAACAUUCAUACACAAGAUAAGAUUGCAUAUUAACCAUCCAAAAGGAAUUAACUAUAUAAAAAUAUUUUUGGGUUUUCGUUGAUUAACAAUAUAUACCUUAAUUGUUUUUUCACAUGUAUGUAACAUAAUUUAGUAAAUAAAAGUGACUAAAAUGAAUAGAACAUGUUAUUGAAAAUUAGUUCAACUAUGUUUGAUCACAUCAUCGAACCCUUCUCUUUGACUUGUAUGUUUGUAUUUACUAUAUGCAAAGAAAUGCUCGUGACAGGUUCUGUUAUGAAUCAAUCAAAAAAGCUUUUUCUUAUUCCUCUGCACCUUCUCAUAUAUAUCAAAUAGAGGAUUGUAACUUGGAUUGAUAUCUAAGAUCGAGAUUGAGUGAACAUAUCCUACUUCGAAGAUUCAGUCUCAACAAAUGUUCGAAAU
Molecule: messenger RNA, 955 nt
Organism: Camelina sativa (false flax)
Lineage: Eukaryota; Viridiplantae; Streptophyta; Magnoliopsida; Brassicales; Brassicaceae
Source: RefSeq, a predicted model, not a curated record